Molecule: messenger RNA, 740 nt
Organism: Psylliodes chrysocephalus
Lineage: Eukaryota; Metazoa; Arthropoda; Insecta; Coleoptera; Chrysomelidae
Source: the annotation of a GenBank genome assembly
GUCGCAAUCUUUGUAUCUCUUAGAGAGACAGGUUAGUGGAUAUAAGCAGUGCGGUUCUAUAGUGUUACAAAAGGGGAAUAAAAAUGACAAGAACGUUUUUUUACAUUCUUCUUAAACUUCUAUUUCUCUCAACUUCGGUUCAUUCUUAUCCAUCUUCACGGCAACCAAGAGAUAGCAUCGUUUUGGACUACUCCAAUUACAAUGCAUUCCAACCACAAGGAGCUGGUUCUUACUCCUUUGGUUAUGAAAUAGAGGAUCCAGAGUAUCACAAUGUCCAAUACAGAGAUGAAGAGAGACAACCCAAUGGUACUGUUACCGGCAGUUAUGGUUGGGUGAAACCAGAUGGAAACAUUAUCAUGAUUAAAUAUAUAGCAGAUGACAAAGGAUAUAGAGCUAGUGUUGCAAAUUCCCCAGGUCAACUAAAAUUUUAUGGAGCACCGAUCCCAACAAAUUUCAAACAAUCUUCUAUAAUCCUAAAUGCUUUAAAUAACCAUAAAGUUUAUAAAAAGCAACAAAUUGAAGAACAACGUUACAGACCCAUAGACGUAUCGUAUAAAAGACAGUUUGAGUUGAAUAAAAAAAUAAGUCAUGUAAAUGAUAAUUUUCAUUACAGCAAUUUAAUUAAAGAUGAAAGAAAAAAGAAUGGGUAUUAUAUUAAUAAAGAAGAAACAGAUUUCUAUUACAGUGAACCGCAAAGAAUUUUAGUUUAUCCGAAGAACGUUUAAAGCUUUAUAUCUGAA